GUGGGGGGGUCUGUGCGCCCCUGACCCACUGGGGAAACCUUGGGGUCAUGGGAAUGGGGCACCACCAUCAGCACUUGAGCUCCCAGAACAUGGGGGGCACUGGCAUCGGGCCCCCCGAGACCCAAAGAAAGCCGGGGGGAGGCACUGGAGAGGUCUCAGGGUACAAAAGAGGGGCUGGGGUGGCCCCCCUUAAACCCCUGGAGUCCUGCCAGGGUGGGGGUUCAGUCCCCCGGGGAUGGGGGGCUGUGCCCUGCUUGGCCCUGAUCCCCCCGUGGCUGCCCAUGGGACCUCUGUGCCUGUCCCCAUCCCGAAAUAAAGGAUUGUCCUCAAAGCUGGGAUGAGUCCUUCCCCCGGGGGGGGUCCCCAACACCACAAGGACCCCCAUGAUCCUCACGGGGAGGCUCCAGAAUGGGGACCCCAUUCCCGUGAUGACCCCCCAGCCCGCUGGGGUGACCCUGGGGUGACCGGGGCAGGGCGUGGUGGUCCCUACAGUGGGGACACCCACUCCGGGAGGGGCUGGACCCCCAUCCCGUUUCACCCCAUGGUGACCCAUUGCUGCCCCAUCGCCGGGAUUUGGGGGGGACAGGGGUCCCUCGCGGUGGCUUUGCCCGUCCCCCCGCCACCGCCCGAGACCCCUGUCCCUUGCACAGAUGCUGCUCCCCCCAAAUCCCCCCUCCGUGACCCCAUAACCUUCUCGGGAUCGGUUUAUGGCAUCAUCCAGCAUCGGCAGGGGCAGCACUUCCCGCUCGGCGCCUGCGCUCGCCGCGCCGCCGGAGCCUCCGCCGGCCUGGGCACGGCCGAAAUUGGGGUUCCCCUUCCCAUGCUGCCACCAGACACCCUCCCCAAACUGAUCGAGACUCCCUCUCCAAAUUGUCGGAGAACAAUGGGCUGAACGCAUCCGGCGUCUUCCAGCGCUGGGAGCCGCCGGCACAGGCCGGGCUGGGGGUUGCGGGAAACAAAGCCCCCCUCAAAAAAUCUCCUCCGCGUGGUGCUGGGGGGGUCACCGGCCCCCCACGGCCCGCUGAGGGACCCCCCGGUUCGCCCCGAGGAGCUGCACAGCCGCCGGCCCCGGUUUGAGGAGCGACAGCGCCGGUAGCAGCAGGUGCCCCCAUGGCGUCGUUCCGCAUCCGACAGUACCGGGACCAGGACUACGAGGCGGUGCGGGCGCUGUUCGCCCGSGGCAUCCUGGAGCACGCCCCGGCCGGUUUCCGGCACGUUCUGCGCUCGGCGCGGGUGCGGCUGGCGCUGCUGGCCGUGUUCGUGGCCGCACGGGCGGCCGCCGGCUCCUGGGUGCUGGGGCUGGGCGCCGUGGCGCUGGCGCUGGUGCUGCUGUGGGUGCUGGUGCGCUCGCUGAGCGCCGAGUACGUGCGAGACGCGCUGGGCACCGACCUGUGCGAUGUGCCCGGCACUUACCUGCGGCCGCCCGACCGCGGUUUCUGGGUGGCCGAGGUGGGUGGCACCGUGGCGGGCAUGGUGGCGGCGGUGCCCGCGGGCCGUGGCGAGCUGGAGCUGAAGCGGAUGUCGGUGAGCCGGGAGCACCGGGGCCGCGGGCUGGCACGGGCGCUGUGCCGGGAGGUGCUGGCUUUCGCCCGCACCCGCGGUUUCGGCGCCGUGGUGCUCAGCACCUCCAUGGUGCAGGUGGCGGCGCAGCGGCUCUACGAGGGGCAGGGUUUCCGCAAGGUGGGCACUUCCUACCCCUCGCUGCUGGGCACCCUGCUGAACUUCCAGAUUUUCCACUACCGCUGCGACCUGGGCGAYGGCACCAAGUAGGGCCGGGUGGGGAUGGAGGGUCCGGCGCGGUGCCCCGAAGCUGGCGCUGCCAUGGCACCCCAGCUCCAGCCCCGGCGUGGCAGCGCCGAUGUGGCACCACCGUGACCCCGGGACAUGAGGCGCUGCCGYGGCACCCGAACCCUGGCACGCGUGGCACCGCUAUGGCACCCCAAACCCKGCCC
This is a messenger RNA of Malurus melanocephalus (red-backed fairy wren), 1952 nucleotides long. RefSeq names its product N-acetyltransferase 8 (putative) (gene NAT8). Bases 1111 to 1770 code for a protein of 219 amino acids. NCBI's taxonomy places the organism in Eukaryota, Metazoa, Chordata, Aves, Passeriformes, Maluridae. The transcript has 2 exons. The record is from RefSeq and is a predicted model, not a curated record. Gene Ontology annotation, molecular function: N-acetyltransferase activity.